AUACUUGCCACCAUGGUUACAUCAAAGGUCAAUUGAACCGUACCUGAACUUUGACUUGUUUUCCUCUUGGAGCUACCGUGUACCAACUUUCUUCCUGCUGCUUUGCGCUGUAACAAAUGCAAUUCUGCUGCCAGAAGACUACUUCAGCUCGGUGAAGGUUAAACACGCUGCCUUUAACGUAACGUAGUGUAUGACAAUGGAGUCUAUCGACCUGACCACAGGUCUCGUCUUGGUCUGUUCGUUCCUGCUGUCGCUCCUCUGUCUCCGGACAUGGGUGGGGCACCGCGGCCGUCCCGACAAGUUUCCCCCCAGCCCCCCUGGGCUGCCGCUCCUGGGGAACCUGCUGUCUCUGAUCCGGGAGCCCCACCUGCAGCUGACGGCGUGGCGGCGCCGGUACGGAGACGUGUUCAGUCUGCGGAUGGGUCCUCAGGACGUGGUGGUUGUGAACGGGUGUGCCGCCAUCAAGGAGGCCCUGGUCAUGAAGGGCGCGCACUUCUCCGACAGACCCGCGCUGUUCCUUACGGAAACUUCUCAAUCACAGAAAGGAAUCAUCAUGAAAAAGUACGGUGCUGACUGGAAAAGUUUCCGGCGAUUCGGUCUCUCCAGUCUUCGCUACUUCGGUGUCGGCAAAAAAACACUCGAACCCAGCAUUCAGCAGGAAUGCCGCCGACUUUGUCAGUCAUUUGAGGGAAUGGACGGAGAGCCUUUCGAUCCUUGCCGUUUUCUCCAAAUUGCCACCGGCAAUGUCAUCAAUGCCAUUGCACUUGGAAGACGGUUUGAGCCGAACGAUCCCGAUUAUCAGGAACAAUUGGAGCGGACCGAUGUCGCCUUCAAGCUGUUUCUUCAGGCCCAGAUUCUCAACUUUUAUCCAACCCUACGAUACGUCCCUGGCCUUCGUGGGAUGUUAAAGAAGUGGAAAGAAGUGUAUAUCCUUUCAGUACAGUGGUUUCAAAAGAUAAUCGAUGACCACAAGACGACCUUCGACCCUUCCGUGAUCCGUGACGUAACUGACGUGUGCCUGCUGGAACUUCACCAAAACAAAGGAAGCAACACCUUCCUGAAGGAGGAAAACACUUGGCACAUCGUGGGAGAUUUCCUUGCGGCAGGUACAGAGACGACCGCGACGACUCUCUCUUGGGCACUGCUCUACCUCGCGCUCAACCCUGCGUGGCAGCGGAAAGUCCAAGAGGAGCUGGGUAUCGUGGUAGGAAGUGAUGAAAUCUCGCCGUACUCCAGACGUGAGGAGUUGCCCUACACAGAAGCGACCAUCCUGGAGAGUCAGCGAAUCCGAACCACGGUUCCCCUGUCCGUGCCCCACUGCACCUCGUCCCCGACCAGCCUACAGGGGUACGACAUCCCUGCACACACCCAGGUGUGGGUUAACCUGUGGUCCGUCCACAUGGACCCUGCCUACUGGUCCCAGCCGGACACGUUCGACCCCGGCAGGUUCCUGGACGACAACGGGAGGGUCCAGGUCCCAGAGUCCUUCAUGCCAUUCUCCACAGGACGAAGAAUUUGCCUCGGCGAGCAGCUGGCCAAGAUGGAACUUUUCCUGUUCCUCACGUCCCUGCUGCAGAAGUUCACCUUCAAACUGCCAGAGGGCGCGCCUGUACCAGACAUGUCUGGAGAGAUUGGCGUCACCCUUCUACCCAAACCCUACAAGCUGCAAGCCAUGUCGCGCAAGACUUCAAUGUGAUCUUGAAGAGCAGACCGAUAAGAAAAUAAUAGACGGAUGAAAAUUAAUCGAUGUUCUCUUUAUGCUCCAAAGUAAACAAGACAAUGGUUCUUCGAAAUCACAAGGGUUGGAUAAUGGUAAUCUCCAAGCAGAUCCUACAAUGGCAUAAGAUAGUACCAAACUGGUCUAGGAGUGUAGUCAGCCAAGAGGUGUCCAUUUGCCAUGUAGCGAAACACACUCCUAAGCCGGCUUCACUCCACUGCCAGCUUUUGAUACUAUCUUAUGCUACCGUAGGAUCUGCUUGGAGAUUAGGAUAAUGGAUCUAAUCAAUUUAAGUCAAUUUCCCUUCUUCCUAUAGUCGCCCACCCAUUCAUAUGCUGCCAACAAGUGUACACAUAUGCCUAAUUACAAAUACAGACAUUAAGAAUACAGCAUUGAUAUUAUAUUGCUUUAUUGACAACAAUGCAAAGACACAUACUGUGUAACACACAGAACAAGUAAUGUACAGAUAUGGUGAUUGAUAAAUAAAAGGCUUUCAAAGCCAGAUAUCAAGGAACUUUUAAAUACAUGUCGUCCGAAGUGUUAAUAAUAGAGACAUCCCAAAUGUGGGCCAUGUUAAAAUACUCCUAUCGCUAUACUAUUCCCUACAGCCUCUCUCUCUAUUUGUAAGCUUUCAUGCAGAGCACCUGAAUAUAAUAAAUUUGUAAGAAUGAAGCUCAAGUCACAAUACUAAAGUUGUUAGUUAUUUACAAAAUGCCAUUUACACGAGUAUAAAAGUAAAUUUGCUCCUCAGGACAUGGUUAGGACGCCAUUUUCUGUACAAAGCUAUAAUUCAUGUAAUACU
Branchiostoma floridae (Florida lancelet) is the source of this 2519-nucleotide messenger RNA. Its product is annotated as cytochrome P450 2U1-like. The record is from RefSeq and is a predicted model, not a curated record. The transcript is spliced from 4 exons. Lineage: Eukaryota; Metazoa; Chordata; Leptocardii; Amphioxiformes; Branchiostomatidae. The coding region runs from base 191 to 1696 and encodes 501 amino acids. Gene Ontology annotation, cellular component: cytoplasm; intracellular membrane-bounded organelle. Gene Ontology annotation, molecular function: oxidoreductase activity, acting on paired donors, with incorporation or reduction of molecular oxygen, reduced flavin or flavoprotein as one donor, and incorporation of one atom of oxygen; iron ion binding; heme binding. Gene Ontology annotation, biological process: xenobiotic metabolic process.